UGGUGACAGUCGCAUUCAAAUUCAAGAAGGCGGUGUUUAACAGACCGGAUAUUGCAUUUCACAAAGCACCGCAGUGGAGUUGAACUAAACACCGUGCUUUUAAAAAGGCGCUCAAAAUAUUAUUUGUAGUCUGUUUGUUUGUAAAUUGAUCACGCGUGUGGGUAUUGUGUCAACGUAUGCGAUAAUUUGCUGUAGGUUAGCCUAUGUUAAAAAGGUUUUUACUUGGGCUACGUGAUCAAUUCGACCUGUUGCGUGUUGUCAGUGUUUACUGCAGAUUGUGAUGUCAGCAUUGUGUCGUAUUAAGAUUUUAAGUUUUAUGUUGGCACAGCUCUGUAAAAUCUAGCUUUUAUAUGGAGCUCGAGUGUAGGCUAUGAAAUGGCAAGUCAAGCGAACUUGGAGUCGUCCUUACGCCGCUGCGCCAGACUCGGCCUGGAUGUACUGGAGCGAGCCUCAAGACGGAGUGUAGACUGGACUUCAAAUCCGUCUGAGACCCCAACCCAAGAAACGGACGAAGGAGAUUCAACCCACACGACCCUGGACGAUGCAUUGGAAUCCAUAGCAGAAUUCAUGACACAGACUACACACCAAUGCAAGAAGUUUUACUUGGACCCUACCCAUAAGGCCACUGAAAAUGAGAGGGCUCACGUGUGUAGAUACCACUCACACCAAAGACCGGGCACUGCACUUGGGACCAGAAAACACGUCCAGCUGGGACCAGAGGUCUUCCACAUUGAGGUGUCUCCAGGAACAUACAGCAUAACACCGACGAUGGAUGCCCAUGAACAUAUCCGACUAGUCCACCUUAAUGCUGGAGAGAGCAUCAACCUCACCUUUAACCACAGACAUGUGCCAAACUAAAUGUUUACAUAUGAAACUUCCCUUAACAAGAACUGUUCUCCAUAUUAUUUAUGUUUUUCUGUAUCCAACAUGCAUUUUGCAGGAUUUGUGUUAAAUUAUUUGCAGCUUUUCUUGCUACUAUUGAUAAAAUCCUGGGUAUAUUUCAGUGUUUAAUUAAAUAGAAUGAAUGUCACGUCUGCAUUAAAGAAUCUGCGGCUGGUGUUUCUGAUUGGCUGGUAGGUGGCAUUUAACUCUAGCCUGUAAUUGGCUAUCAACUUUGCCUAAAAUGUACUCCACUAUGCCUGCAUCUCGUCCAUAUAGCGGGACAAAUAUUGGUGUGUGGUGUUUCAUGUGAGCUUGUGAACUGUUUGAAAUGCGUGAGUCUCGAAUGUGUGAGACUUGAGAUGCUGUAUCAGUAUCUGCUUGUACACAAUUCCAGAGAAUUACAAAUUAAACUACAUUGCAAAAAAUACAUGCAUUCUGUAUUUAGAUGAGUCAGAUCACAUGGUUUGAACGAUCACAUGUCUAUCAGAGAAAUAAACUAUUAAUAAUCACCAAAAGGUGAU
This is a messenger RNA of Hypomesus transpacificus, 1403 nucleotides long. It is a transcript of the gene akip1, whose product is annotated as A kinase (PRKA) interacting protein 1. NCBI's taxonomy places the organism in Eukaryota, Metazoa, Chordata, Actinopteri, Osmeriformes, Osmeridae. Gene Ontology annotation, cellular component: nucleoplasm. The record is from RefSeq and is a predicted model, not a curated record. Gene Ontology annotation, biological process: regulation of non-canonical NF-kappaB signal transduction.